AUGGUUCUGCAACACUGCCACGCUGCAAACUCUCCCACUACACCAGCAGACUCUCCCACUACACCAGCAGACUCUCACACUACACCAGCAGACUCUCCCACUACACCCGGGCUCUCCCACUACACCAGCAGACUCUCACACUACACCAGCAGACUCUCACACUACACCAGCAGACUCUCUCCCACUACACCAGCAGACUCUCCCACUACACCAGCAGACUCUCCCACUACACCAGCAGGCUCUCCCACUACACCAGCAGACUCUCACACUACCAGCAGACUCUCCCACUACACCAGCAGACUCUCCCACUACACCCAGCAGACUCUCCCACUACACCAGCAGACUCUCACACUGCACCAACAGGCUCUCCCACUACACCAGCAGACUCUCCCACUACACCCAGCAGACUCUCUCCCACUACACCAGCAGACUCUCCCACUACACCAGCAGACUCUCCCACUACACCAGCAGACUCUCUGCACCAGCAGACUCUCCCACUACACCAGCAGACUCUCCCACUACACCAGCAGACUCUCACACUACACCAGCAGACUCUCCCACUACACCAGCAGACUCUCACAAGACUCUCAUCCACUUAUACAGAGAUAUAUUAUCUUCCCCAACAGCAGACAGACGUUGCCUCCCUCCCAUGCAGAUAUGGUUGUAUCUACUGUACUGCCUCCUACAAGCACUACCUGA
Homarus americanus (American lobster) is the source of this 699-nucleotide messenger RNA. RefSeq names its product DNA-directed RNA polymerase II subunit RPB1-like. NCBI's taxonomy places the organism in Eukaryota, Metazoa, Arthropoda, Malacostraca, Decapoda, Nephropidae. The transcript has a single exon. Bases 1 to 699 code for a protein of 232 amino acids. The record is from RefSeq and is a predicted model, not a curated record.